AUGGAAGGAGUUCUCACAUCCACUCGUCUGGCGAUCAGUGCUUUUGCAUCCAAUAAAGACCAAACACUUCUCGAAACUGUUUUCACUCAUCUGUUAGUUAUCUGUGAAAGCGGUUAUCCAUUCGUUGGGAGCUUUGCUUUACGUUCACAUCUCUCCCUCUCUAACACACAGUCACAGCUUUUGACCAAAAUGUUGCCCAAACUGUUCGCCACCGCUCUGUUGGCCGUCGCUCUCCUCAACGGUAUUCACUGCCAACAAAUGUUCAGUCAACAGCCACCACAAGCCCAGGCGCCGUCUCAGCCGCAGCCACAGUCACAACAACCGCCCGCAACACAGGGACCGCAAAUCAAUUGGGGAAAAUGCCCGCAAUUAGAGCCGUCAGAAAAGGAAAAGAUGACAAAAGCCCAGGUUAUCACCAAAUGUCUGGAGACAACUCCAUUGCCUCAAAACAUAACCAGAGAUACGGUUGAGUUGCAUAGAGAACAGAUCGCUGCCUGCGCUCUGCAGAGCGAGGGCUGGUUCACAGCCAACAACGCCUAUGAUUUCGGUAAAGCCGAGACUGAGAUCAAGAACAAGCAAUUGACGAAACAAAUCGAGGAUCAAGUGUUGGGUUAUCACAAACAGUGCAAAGAAGAAGCGGAGGAGAAGUUCCCGAACACGAAGAACACAGUGAUCGCACAAAUCCAGUUAUAUCAGGCGUGUAUGGAUUACUUUAUCUCUGAUGUCUGUGGCAUUGAAGUCAAUGAGCCCGAAGCACCACAAUUCACCGGCGCUCAACUCUAGUGCUCAUAUCAUUCCCUUAAUUAUACAUUAUUUUUAUAAAUUUUUUAAAUCCGAUUUUAGUAAAUAUUUUGUGAAAUAAGCAAUUUAUCAUAAUAUGAUACAGUAAUGUACUAAUAAAACAAUUUGGUUUGUAUUUCUAAUGAUUGUAAAAUA
This is a messenger RNA of Medioppia subpectinata, 936 nucleotides long. The record is from the annotation of a GenBank genome assembly. Lineage: Eukaryota; Metazoa; Arthropoda; Arachnida; Sarcoptiformes; Oppiidae.